AUGAGCGAUGUGCAAUGGGAUCAAAGUUUCAAUGAAUUGCCAAUAUUGGCAGAGGAGUACGAUGGCAAUGGGGCCACAGGAUUCCUGGAAUGGUUGAUAUCCCGCCAGGUGUUCGACCAAUGCCAGAGUUGCAACGUUGACGCCAGAUAUGCAAUCUGUAAGGGCAAUCAGAUCGAGCUGCAUGUGCCAAUCAGUGCUAGUGUGAAGUACUCUGCCAGUCAAAAUGUGGAAAACACUGUUGUGUGUGUGAGAAACACCACGUACGUGGUCGAGCAGAGUUUGGCUGGUAUCCGGGUUACUUAUCACAAUGUGAUUCGUCACCUGGCAAGCUACCGAGUCAUCUACCAGAUGCCGUUGGCUACGGACAGCUUGGCAAGGUCACUGGGAGGAUAUGUGAAUCAUUUCGCUGUCGAUCCAGCAACGGCAUACCCCCCUCGAACAACGGCGCGGUCCGACACCAAUUCAAUGGCGUCUGCACUAGUACAGCAGUUCGACUUAGGCUCUUCUCAUCUCCAAUACCAUUUUGGCCUCUGGUCGAGAAUAUGGCUCAACUUUCAGGUUCUCGCACACUGUGUGUCGUUGCCUGACAACAUCAGGGGCCUACACUAUCCUGCCCGGUCCAAAUAUGGUGGGAUUGUGGGGUCUUCAGUUGCAGCUUUUUUGAGUGAGGCUGAUGGAUUGAGACGGGGCACGACCAUACCAGUGACCCUUCACAACAGCAGACUUGAAGAAUUGGGAGCCGUCAUUCGGCUGCUGCUGGCUCAGGAACCGGUCAUUGAGCCUUACCUCGAGAAAGAGGGGCCUGGCCAGAUGCUAUCUCCUCCCGACGGCCGUGCUGAAUUCUCGGAUGAGGGCAGAUUCGGAACCUAUCCUGACGGUGAGGAUUUUGUGAUCUGUGCGUCAGCAUUCAAGUUUGAAGAACCGGCACUUAGCAUCUUGGCAAAAAUCUUGCCAGAUGCAGCAGGCUGCACUGCUGGCGCAAUGGUGGCCUGGAGUCUGUCUGCGGGACAGCCGGCAGAAGGGCAACACGAAGAGACUUCUCUGGUUGCACCGGCGUACAGUGCUUGGAUUGCGAGAGGAAGAAAAGCUUUUGCGCAGAGUUCAGUGGUCGGUUCGAUGUUUCCAGACUUGGUGAACUUGGAAAGUGAGGUUAGAAGUACUGAUUCAUCAGUCAGAAACAUCCUCAGAGCUUGGAAGACUUCAGGUCGCAGAAGUGAUUACUACUCGGCGCCACAAUCAAUUUACAAGUUGAUGCGAUUGUACUUGGUGCAGGCAUUGCGCUAUGUCGGGAUGAGGCCGGCAUGCCUAGCUUUGGACGCAAAUCCAGUCACUGAUGCAUACAACGAUGAAAGAGCAGAGGCUGAACAGAUCUGUACUUCCUCACAAGGGACAACGACUGGUCUCAGUGAGGUACUGGACAGAGCGGCAGUGCGACUGUCAAAUGUCACACUGCCCAAGGUGCUUCUCGAGGGCCUGCGGCCAGGAGUUGCAACUCUGAACCCUUCACGGAGUCUUAGCCGUACGGAGUACGGUCCAUACUCCCCUCUCACAUGGCCAGUGUUCAGGGCUAUGACGGGUCCGACAGCUUUGGAGCUCCCACCCAGCCUCCUCACUUUGGUCAGCGAAGCUGGGUUUUGUCCAGCGGAAAGUCAUGCAAUCGAAAUCGUGAUGGAACGUUUCCAAAACAUUGCAGCUGAUCGAGUACUCUUCGCUGGCAAUGAGCAGGCCAGUAUCACAAGCGAAGGAAUACAGCUGCUCGCUGACGCAGGGUUGGGGUUUGGCUCAGAUCUCACAGUGAGAGUCUUCCCAAAUCUGGCGGUUGACACGGGCCUUGAGAUGCACGCAUGUGCUGUCAGAGAAGUGAGCAGUCAGUCCACCACGUUUGUUGGACGGGGUGCGCAAGUGAACUUGGACUGGGUUGGCGUCCCCGUGGUGGUCCAAGGAGCUCCUAGAACUGAAAUGACUACGUACAGGUGCAUGCCUUUCAGAGCGACUGGGAUCUUGCGAUGGUGUAUGAUUCGACCGCCCAGGUUGUUGAGAUACUCUUUGCCUAAAACAUCUCGGUCAUUGAAGCCAGUGUUGAACAGCAUCGGUUCAAGCUUCAAGCUGCUCAACGUGGCAGUGUUGUUUCUCAACAGCAGAGUGCCACCUACGUUGAGCACAACAAUGUUGGAAAAGCCGGCAACUCUGCGUAUCUCAAAGCGCAAACCGGAUUUGCAAAAACCCUCCAUUGAUGCCAAUGAAGAUUUGAGGAAAAGGGAGGAGGACGCAAAUGCGGGGGCAAAGAAGAGAGUGUCCCUUCCACCUCCUCCGAAGGUGGAUGGGAAUUUGGAUCCGGCCAACGCCCUCGCCGAAGCUGUGCCAAAUCCACUGGAUGGCGAGGAGCUCACACCAAAAGGUGCUGAUGAGAACGCCGAUGAUCAUCGCUAG
Cladocopium goreaui is the source of this 2430-nucleotide messenger RNA. NCBI's taxonomy places the organism in Eukaryota, Dinophyceae, Suessiales, Symbiodiniaceae. The record is from the annotation of a GenBank genome assembly.